This is a messenger RNA of Rhizophagus irregularis DAOM 181602=DAOM 197198, 1280 nucleotides long. The record is from RefSeq and is a predicted model, not a curated record. NCBI's taxonomy places the organism in Eukaryota, Fungi, Glomeromycota, Glomeromycetes, Glomerales, Glomeraceae.
UUUGAAAACGUCGUUAAAAAUUUUGCGGCACGUGCGAAGAAAGCUCUUAAUUAUGCUGUUAGUAAAGGCAUUUUUAUAAAGAACAGCAGGAUGACAUAUAAAUUUAAUCCAGACUGUACAAUUCCCUACAACAAGGGUUCUGAUGAUGGAAAUGAACCUAUAGCUGAAGAAGUUAAAAGUAUAGGAGUAAAUGUUAAUAAUAAUGAGUAUGAUGGACAAAAGGAUCUUACAUCAGAGGAAGAAAUACCUGGUGACGAUACUUAUACGGCGACGACGCAGUCUCAAAGAUCUAGUUUAUCAAAUCCGGUUGCAGAAAGUAACAAUAAUAAUCCCAUAACGGAUCAGUAUUCAUCCUCGGAUAAAGCAUCACCAACAACAACACAAUCACAACCUGUAUCGAAGCUUCCAAUGAACGCUCAGAUGUUAGUGGAGAACGAACAAACGCUCCGUCUGCCUCCUUUGGCGCCUAAGCCAUCGAUUAGCGUUUUACCAUCGAUAGUGAGAAGUAAUUAUCAACCUUCUCAAGAAUUAUUAAAUAGCUCGAUCGGAGGAGGAGUUAUCAGAGGUAAUAAUCAACCACAACCACAAUCUCAAGCGCAACCGUCACAACAAAUGUAUGAUAAUGCUAAGAUACGAACGUCGUCGGCAUCGAUUCCUUCACUUCAACCAUUGCCAACUAUUGAUACAUCACUUAGCGGUAAUGUUAACAAGAUUCGACAACAAUUGAUCCCACUGCAAACAUCAAAUAUACACAAUACUCCUACUUCUAUACCAACAUCACCACAACAAACGUGGCCUUCAUCAUUUAGUCCGUUUUACAUGUCUCCACAACCUGGUGAAGCCCAUUAUACAACAAUAUUUGAGAAUACUUUUUUUGAUCCAACUUCUCAAUCAACGCAACAUCAACAUCAUCAUACUUCUACGGCUUCAACAAAUGAUUAUAAUAAUGCAGUACUUAAUGAUUUACAACAACAUAAUGAUAAUGGUUCCUUGUUUCAUAGAAUGAACGGGAAUCAACAAGAUAAUAAUAUGAUUGAUUGGGAUUACCGAAACAUGUGAAUUAUGUUUAUGGUGAACCAAAAGAAAUUUGUUAUUUACCCGCGAUUAUAGUAGUAUCAUAAAUUAUAAUAAAAAAGAAAAAAAAAAUUUGUAAAUAAAUAAAAAAGUUUUUUUGAUAAACUGAGUUUAUUCAAUUACAAAGAAAUCGAUAAUUUAAUUUGUUUUAUUUACAAGUUUUAUAAAUAUACGCGCUACCGACUUUUUUUUCCAUUUAUUCAAAC